This is a messenger RNA of Dictyostelium discoideum AX4, 699 nucleotides long. RefSeq lists its product as hypothetical. The coding region runs from base 1 to 699 and encodes 232 amino acids. The record is from RefSeq and is a predicted model, not a curated record. NCBI's taxonomy places the organism in Eukaryota, Evosea, Eumycetozoa, Dictyosteliales, Dictyosteliaceae. The transcript is spliced from 5 exons.
AUGAGUCAACAAACAACAGACUCACCAUUAUCUCCAAAUGAAUUAUCACAAUCUACCAAUAUUAAUAAAAGUAUAGAGCAAAACUCACCAAAUUAUAGACUUUUAUUCGAAUAUAAAAAACUUUCAGAUUUAAUGAUUAGAGGACUAUAUGUCAUACCCUCAUUCAAUUCAAUUCAUGAAUGGCAUUGUGUAUUAUUUAUUAGAAAUAGAAUAUAUAGAUCAGCAAUUAUUAGAUUUAAUGUAGUUAUACCUGACGAUUUUCCAGAAUCAUGCCCAUCUAUUAAAUUUUUAACACCAAUAUUUCAUCCAUUAAUUGGGCCAGAAGGAGAAAUUGAUUUAUCACAUCAAUUCCCUGACUGGUCAGCAGAAAAGUAUAUGAUUGCACAUGUGUUGUGUUAUAUUAAAAGUAUUUUCCAUAAUCCUGAUAAAUAUGAUUUCCCACCUCUAAAUACCGAUGCCCAUAAUUUAAUGAAAAAUAAUCCAGACUCAUUCCAAAAAAGAGUUUCUGAAUAUGUAGAAGAUUCUAUUAAAAAUGUUUAUGAUAAUCCCCAAGAUAAUGCAAUUUGUUUUUCAAAGGAAUGGAAAGAUAAAAAUCAAUUAGAAAAUGCAAAAAAACAAAUUUUCAAAAAAGAUGUUGGUUUAAUAGAUCAAUUGUCUGAACUGUAUUCAAAAUCAAAAUUAAAAGACUUAUUUAAAUAA